GCGCGUACGCGUCUCGAGCUAUCGAUUGCGCUCGCAGUCGCGCGUCCGCCGCCGUACCUCGCGGUGUGUAUUUUGCGGCGCGUCGUGGCGCGCCAGUGUGCGCUGGUGCGCGUGUGUGUACGUUGUUUCCUUCUCUUUCUCGCCUUCGCGGGAGGAGAUCCGUGUGGCCCUUUCGAACGUGGCGGUUUCGUGCUCCAACUUGGAGAAGGUCAUCGAGCUCUCGCAGGUGGCACGGAGAGUAAAACAAAAAUAAAAGUAGCGGAGUAAGAAGAAGACGAGCCGUCAUCGUCGUCGCCGACGCGCGACGACGAGGACGAAGAGGACGACGGCGACGGCGGUGAGGACUACGCGGGGACCAUCGCGACGACCGUGGGAAAACUCGAAGAUGUUCCCACGCUGCCGCUGCGCUGUGAGUGUGUGCCGCGCGUGCGUGUGAAAUUCCACUGGGAGGACGGGAGAGUGGGCGGGAGUGCGGGAGAGUGAGGGGGUGUGAGAGAGGGAGGACAAACGGGAAAGCGGGAGGAAGAGAGAGAAAGAUGAGCGCCCAGGGGCAGGAGCACGGACACGCGGUGGUUGUGUGGGAGUGGGAGAACCGUCACGGACGGUGGAGGCCCUACAGCCCGGCCGUGUCACAGCAUCUUGAACGGGCCCAUUGCAAGAAGCUCACCCGGGUGUUCCUGAACGACGCGGAUCCUACGCUUGACAGGUACUACAUCAACUUAAAGACCAAGACGCAAUGCAGCGAAGACGGCGACGAGACGUACAACGUGAGGAGGAAAUUCUACCUGCCGGGCUCGCCGGCUGGCAAAGGCGCCAAGUGGGAAUGGGCGGGUGAUUCGGAUGACUGGCACACUUACGACAUGGAGGUGCAAUGCCUCAUAGAGGAGGCGUGGGCGAGAGGCGACAAGACCAUCGACGUAUCCAAGACGUACCUGGGCUUCCCGUACAUCAUCAACUUCUGCAACUUGACGCAGGUGAGAUGCUGCACAGGCUACGUGAGGCCGAUACGACGCAUCCAGCAGGCGCCGUAUCCGCUGGUGAAGGUCGCGCUGGAGGAGCUUCAGAUCACUUCCGGUAGAAGGUCCGCGACGGUCACGGUCAAGAGUUCCACCGUCAAAGUCGCGCAUAAGAAAUCGUCGAAUGGUAGCGCGAAGAAGAGCAACAAGAAAGGGAAAAGCGGGGACGCGAACACGAACGGGCCGACGAACAUCGCGCGCGUCAUUCUCAGCAACUUCAACAUAUUCAGCAGCAAGCACGGCAUCGAGAACAACCCCGUGGCGACGAACGUCGAGUCCGGCCAGAAGAGGAAGACCUGGGACGUGGUGCUCGACGCGGACUCCAGCAGCACCAAGAGCGGCCGCAGACCUAGCGUAGACACCGUGUCCACCUAUCUGAGCCACGAGAACCCGGUGGACCUGCUGGAUAGCAGCGUGGGCAGCGACGACGCCUUCAAGGACUCCAUUCUCGGAGUGGACGCUGCGUCGGACGUGAUAUCCCAAUACGUGAAGGUGGUCGAGAGCGACGGGUCGGACUCGUGUCCGGUCUGCCUGGGUACUCCGGAGCCAUUGACGGUCGAACUGACGCGAUGCAGGCACAGAUUGCACCUGGCGUGCCUGAACGCGAUGCUCAGCUGCCAGCAGCCGCCCAUGUACAUACAGUGCCCGGUUUGCCGUAUGAUCUACGGUGAGAAACGGGGCAACCAACCGCCCGGGACAAUGAACUGGACGCGGAUACCACGUGCGCUGCCGGGUUUCCCGAACACCAACACUAUACAAAUCACCUACGACAUCCCGUCCGGGAUUCAAGGUAGCGAGCACCCGAAUCCCGGCCAGACGUACUACGCUGUGGGCUUCCCACGAGUUUGUUACCUGCCAGACAACAAUCUCGGCCGCCGUGUGCUGAGACUGCUGCAGAUCGCGUUCGAGCGCCGGCUCAUCUUCACGAUCGGCCGAUCGGUCACCACCGGCCGCGAGGACGUCGUCACGUGGAACGAGAUCCACCACAAGACCGAGCUUGGUCCGUCCACGUCCGGCCACGGAUAUCCCGAUCAGAGUUACCUCGAAAGGACGCUCGCGGAAUUGGCGGCGCAGGGUGUGACCGACGGGCACUCGCCGCCGACGUAUCAACAGUUGCAUUGACAAGCGAACGGUGUGUUCGCACAAAAACUGAGAAUCCACCGUUUCUGGCGUAGGUAAUGAUCUCGAGAGAAUUUGGCUUGUAAAAUAGAUCAGAUCUCAAAAACAGAUAGAGGAUUCGACACUGAGUUUGAAUUAAAUGCGAAUAAGCAAAUAAAUAUAAAAAUGCAUCGAUAAGUAAAAUAGAAAAAAUAAUUAAAAAUAUGUGACAGGAAUGAAGAAUUGGCUAAAGUAACUGCAACUGGAAAAACUGUCGGAUUGUUUUGUGAGUCAUUGAAUCAGUGUUUUUUUUUUUAACUUUGUCGCCUGUGCCUACGAGAUAACGGACUUUGUCGUAGCUGAGAUUCAUCACACCAGCGCUUGGAAAAAAUCCUAAUUGUACCUGAGACCCUGACAGUGCCAGUCAAGCUCUCAGCGUCGGCUAUCAGAGUAGCCUUGCAACUACAAGCGGACUUAACGUUAAGGUUCUUGUCAAUAUAAACUUAUAUCGUAGAUGAAAACUAGCGAAUUACACAAAUUAGAGAAGUAGAUUUCGAAAUUUUUACUCCAUGUUUAUUCCAUGCUAACGCGUAAGCAAGGAACUGAUAAAUGAUAUUUUGACUAAGGUAGAGAAACAAUUUUAGAUAUUUAUAUAUAUAUAUUUUUUCUAUGCUAGCAUAAGAGUAUCUUAUGGCAAUUUUAUAAAAAUGGGAGAAAUUUUCGGGCGAAAUUAUAAGCAAAAGUAUAAAAUUUUUAUUUUAGAGAUAUAUUUUAUGUAGAGAUCUUAAUUUUAUGUAGUUUUAUAUAUAUAUAUAUAUAUAUAUAUAUAUAUAUAAAUAUAUGUAUACUAUGUAUCUUCCAAGAAACUUGCCAAGAAAGAAACACAUGAUUUAUCGCGGAAUUAUAAUUUUAUGUUAUAUGUAGUUUAAACGAUGACGCAGGAAAAGGUGAUUACUAUGCAAUAGUAAAACGAUAGUAUUGUAUUUACUUAGGUUGUAAUAAUUUGAAAUACGAUUUAAUCAUCGAGUAAAAUAAUUUAUUGUUAUAAUUCCAAAUUCUAUAAUGUCUCGGAAAAAUCGAGUGCCGUCAUUAUGUCAUUGCACAUUCCAAAUUAUAUGUAUAAUUUUUAGACGAAAUAACAAAAAAGAAAAAAACUGCAUUGUA
Molecule: messenger RNA, 3278 nt
Organism: Ooceraea biroi (clonal raider ant)
Lineage: Eukaryota; Metazoa; Arthropoda; Insecta; Hymenoptera; Formicidae
Gene: dx
Product: deltex E3 ubiquitin ligase
Biological process (GO): Notch signaling pathway; protein ubiquitination
Molecular function (GO): zinc ion binding
Source: RefSeq, a predicted model, not a curated record